AGAAACCGAAUUGGCUCGGAAAACCCCAGCGAUGUCUUCCGUUUCUUGGUUGAAGAGCGGACGCAGUGCUGCCAAACCAGAAAAGUACGGUACACAGAGAGGGUGGAAUAUCUCAUGCAAUUGCCUGUUGCAAUGGAAGCUGCGAUAAACAAAGAUGAAUUGAUUGCUUAUGAACUGAAGAGAAGAGAAGCGGAAACAACAAGGAGGCCCCCACCAGAGAUGGUCCGGGCAAGGAUCCCUUUCAGUGCUUGUCUCCAGGCCUUUAUGGAACCAGAAAAUGUAGAAGACUUCUGGAGCAGUGCCCUUCAAGCCAAGUCUGCUGGCAUUAAAACAUCUCGCUUUGCUUCCUUUCCUGAAUACCUGGUGGUUCAGAUAAAGAAGUUUACUUUUGGCCUUGACUGGAUCCCUAAGAAGCUUGGUAUGUAUUUUGACUCAUGUCUUCCAUAUUGA
This is a messenger RNA of Notechis scutatus (mainland tiger snake), 450 nucleotides long. Lineage: Eukaryota; Metazoa; Chordata; Lepidosauria; Squamata; Elapidae. The record is from RefSeq and is a predicted model, not a curated record.